Messenger RNA from Erythranthe guttata (spotted monkey flower), 1233 nucleotides. Its product is annotated as putative ETHYLENE INSENSITIVE 3-like 4 protein. Gene Ontology annotation, cellular component: nucleus. The record is from RefSeq and is a predicted model, not a curated record. Lineage: Eukaryota; Viridiplantae; Streptophyta; Magnoliopsida; Lamiales; Phrymaceae. Gene Ontology annotation, molecular function: DNA-binding transcription factor activity; DNA binding.
AUGGUGGAGAUAGACGGCGAAAUUGAUCCCCGGAGCCCGAGCGAGGCGAGCGAGGACGAAGCUCUAGGCUACGACGAUCUCCAGCGGCGCAUGUGGAAAGACCGCCUCCGCAUGAAGAAGCUCAAGGCGGCGCGUGAGAUGGAGGAGCCCGAAUCGCAGUCGAAGCUCGAGCAAUCCCGCCGGAAAAAAAUCUGCCGCUCGCAAGACACGAUCUUGAAAUACAUGGUGAAGAUCAUGGAGGUCUGCAACGCGCAGGGAUUCGUCUACGGGAUCGUGCCGGAGAAGGGAAAGCCGGUGACGGGCUCCUCCGACAGCCUCCGCAAGUGGUGGAAGGAGAAGGCGGCGUUCGACAAGAACGCCCCCGCCGCCAUCGCCGAGUUUCUCCCCAAAAUCGUCGAGCAGACCGCCGCCGGAAACCUAGACCCCAUAUCAUGCAUGUAUCUACUGCAGGAACUCCCGGACACCACCCUGGGCUCCAUCCUCUCCGCCCUGCUGCAGCACUGCCUGCCGCCGCAGCGGCGGUUCCCGCUGGAGAGGGGGCUUGCGCCGCCGUGGUGGCCGAGGGGCGACGAGAUGUGGUGGGGCCUACAAGGGGCGGCGCGGGAGCACGGCCCGCCGCCGUACCGGAAGCCGCACGACCUCAAGAAGGCAUGGAAAGUCAGCCUCCUGGCGGCGAUCAUACAACACAUGUCGCCGGAUUUAGACAGGAUGCGGAGGGUUGUCAAGAAGUCGAAGAUUCUGCAGCAUAAGAUGAGUGCUAAAGAUUCCGCCACGUGGUCGAAAGUCGUUAACCACGAAGAAGCGCUUUCGAAAUUGACGAAAAAAUCCCUCAAAAUCUCGGACGACGAAGAAGAAGAAGAAGAAGAAGAAGAUCGUAUAGAGUCCGAUUUGUAUACGAGCAACGACAAGAGGAAGUGCGGUUUCGAUUCUACGUGCGCUUCUUCGAAAUCGUUAAAAUGCAUCGAAGAAUUAGGGUUUUCGGACAAGGAUUCGAGUGACAAAAUGGAAUUAAGUGGAUGGAUACAAUUAGCGCUCGAAAAGACCAAUCAUGUUUCGUAUGGAGAUUAUGGUAAUUAUUGGGGUGGUGAUCAAAAUCUGAUUGAUCAGUUACAUUUGGAUACGGGUUACGGUGGCGGCGGCGGCGGCAGUGGUGGUGAUAUGGCGGAGUUGCUCUUGCCGGAGGAAAUUUCGACUUCUGUUUGGGAUUUGGCUUAUGAGGAUAAUGAAGAGUAA